AGUCGUUGUAUAUGUACGCCAACAAUUUCUUGCGGUGCACCACACCCUCUUCGUCUAGUCUCUACGAUGUUACUGUCGCGAAUCUCGAUUAGCUUGAUCUCCUUGUGGUCUUGCCGUAGCUUCGCCCUUCUCGAAGAGCAAUUUGUCACUUUCAAUGCCUCAAAUUCAACAUUGAAUAUUGCAGGUGCUGCGAUAAUUGCAGAUGCAGAUGAUUUUAUUGGAGUGCACAUAGCGGUUAAGAGCCUGGGUCGUGAUUUAGCCGCGAUCACUGGCACAACACCAGAAGUGCACAACGUGACGGCAAACACAACGUUCUCCGGGCUUACUACAUCCACUACAAAUACAGCCAUUAUCGUCGGAUCCGUUAAUUCGUCACUUAUCCGCCUGUUGUCAAGCAAUGGUUCCAUUGAAAUUUCGGAUAUCGAAGGGCAGUGGGAGACAUUCAGGACUUCAAUAGUCGCAAAUCCUCUUCCAGGAGUGAGCAAAGCCCUUGUGAUUGUGGGAAGUGACAAGAGGGGUACUAUAUUCGGUAUUCACACGCUUUCGGAACAAUCUGGACAAUCUCCCUAUCAUUGGUUUGCCGACGUGCCAGCGAAGAAGCAUCCCGCUAUCUAUGCGCUUCCAAAAUCCACAAUUCACGGCCCACCUACCGUGAAAUAUCGGGGACUUUUCAUCAACGACGAGGAACCGGCCUUGACAACAUGGUGGGCGGCUCAGCAUAAUAGUACCUACUACCCUCUAGAUGCAGAGUUCUACGAACACGUCUUCGAUCUACUACUUCGUUUGAGAUCCAACUACCUCUGGCCUGCGAUGUGGAGGUCCACGACUCCACCUCCUGGUAAUAUCUUCUUUACGGAUGACCCGCGAAAUAUGCAACUUGCAAACGACUACGGCAUCGUUGUAUCGACAAGCCACCAUGAGCCAAUGCAGCGUGCAACUAAUGAAUGGAAUGCCACAGAAACAGGACCCUGGGAUUGGACGUCGAAUAAAGAAAACGUGACACAGUUCAUGGAGGAGGGGAUCCGACGAAUGGGUCAGAAUGAGAGCUACGUGACUCUUGGAAUGAGAGGCCCGGGCGAUGCACCGAUUGAAGGACCGAACGCCAUUGAGAUUUUGAGAGAGGUGUUUGACACUGAGCGGGAAAUCUUCAAAAAGGUGUUGGGAGACCAAAAGGUCAAUCAGGUUUGGACCAUCUAUAAAGAGGUUGCAACGUACUAUGCCGCAGGCUUGAACCCACCUGACGACGUUACCAUUAUCAUGCCCGAUGAUAAUCACGGCCAAGUUCAAAGACUACCCACAGGAAACGAGAGCUCACGAGAAGGAGGGGUUGGUGUAUAUUUUCACUUCGAAUACUUUGGAUCUCCAAGAUCAUAUAAGUGGUCCAACAGCAACAACCUGCCAAAAGUUUUGAAGGAGCUCCUCCAGGCAUUUUGGCGCGAUGCGAAUCGAAUUUGGGUCGUCAAUGUUGGUGACAUCAAGCCUAUGGAGUUGCCACUCAAUUUUGCCAUGGACAUUGCUUGGAAUGCAAAUAAGUUCGACUUCAACAUGAUACCAUCGUACCUACACAGCUAUGCCUCCAGAGAGUUUGGAAUCGCUUAUGCUGAUGAAAUUGCUUCUUUGCUAAUGGAAUUCAGUAACCUGAUUGGCAUGCGACGAUUCGAAAUGGUCCACCCGGGGACGUUCUCUACCCUCAACUACCACGAAGCUGAGACGAUUCUGGGACGAUGGAAACAUCUCGCCAAUCAGACAAAGGCUCUCUAUGAUAUAAUACCACAAGAACUUUCGCCAGCUUACUACGAGCUUUUGUACUACCCUAUCGUAGCUGGAGCAACGUACCAUGCGAUUAACAUUGGAACGGGUUUUAACCAUCGAUACGCUAUGGAGCGCCGAAACUCUGCCAAUACACUAGCUCAACAAGUUUUGAAAGAUCUCGAUUACGAUUACGAUUUGAUAGAGGAUUUUGACGCGCUCUUGGGCGGGAAAUGGGAGCAUAUCAUGUCGCAAGCAAAACUUGAUGCGGUUACGGAGCAGCCGCGCAACUGGGCAAAUCCAUCCCGAGAUAUGGCCACCAAUUUGUCAUUCGUCCAGUUGCGUCAAAACAUGCAAUUCUCUCAGGGCAAUUUGGGGAUCUACGCAGAGGGCUCAACAAGUCCGAUCAACCAGGGUCGUUGGGCUGAAUCCAUUGACGAUUCGAUGCCGACGGUCCAAUUCCCGGCGACAUUGCCAGCCAUGAAUCGAUAUGGACCGUCUGUCCGCACAAUAGACCUCUACAUGCGUGGAGAUUACCGGAUCCCGCUCCACUGGCAACUCGAUGAAAUUCCUGUCUCGUGGUUGCGCAUCGAACCAAGCUAUGGCACAGUAUCUCAAGAGCAGUCUGAUCAGCGGCUGAAUGUAACGGUUGAGUGGGACCAAGUCCCCGAGGGCUUCAACGGAACUAUUGAAGUCGGAAUCACUUCCGAGCCCUCCCCAUACCCUUACUUUGAUUUGAUCCGCAUUCCCAUCCAGAAUCAAAUAGUCCCCGCAGGCUUUGAAGGCUUCCCCGAGACCGCAGGCCUGAUUUCUAUUGAAGCUCCCCACUUUCAACGCUCCAACCCCCCAUCCUCAAACACGACACAUCCGGAAAGUCCUCCUCAGAACAGCACAGUAGCAUUUUCCCACAUUCCUUAUCUUGGCACUCGAAGUGGAUCUGGAUCCCUAGCGCUCCGACCAUAUACCUCCUCGCGAUCCUCUCUCUCGGCAUCGACGUCUGCCUACGUAGAAUACGACAUAUAUCUGUUCAACAAAACAUCGGCGCUAAAUGCCACUGUCUACAUCAACGCAUGUUUAGAUACCGAUCCCAAUCUUCUCAUGAAGUUCUCGCUUACUCUAGACGAGAGCCCUCAGAAUUUCUCAAGAGUCCUCGGCGACCCGAAAACUGCAGGGGAUGUGCCGCCAGAAUGGAUGUCUGAUGUUCCCAAUCAAGUUUGGACAAAGAAGGUCUCUUUAGGCUCUGCAGCAGAAGGUAAACAUAGUAUAAGAUGGAGCACUAAUAGCCCAGAGGUGUAUCUUGAAAAAAUUGUGCUUGACACCAGAGGUGGAGUCAAAGAGAGUUAUCUAGGCCCACCAGAGACUGUUCUAGUGUAG
Molecule: messenger RNA, 3123 nt
Organism: Periconia digitata
Lineage: Eukaryota; Fungi; Ascomycota; Dothideomycetes; Pleosporales; Periconiaceae
Source: the annotation of a GenBank genome assembly